Solanum dulcamara is the source of this 1389-nucleotide messenger RNA. Its product is annotated as probable glutathione S-transferase. Gene Ontology annotation, molecular function: glutathione transferase activity. Lineage: Eukaryota; Viridiplantae; Streptophyta; Magnoliopsida; Solanales; Solanaceae. The record is from RefSeq and is a predicted model, not a curated record. The transcript has 3 exons. Bases 20 to 1111 code for a protein of 363 amino acids. Gene Ontology annotation, biological process: glutathione metabolic process. Gene Ontology annotation, cellular component: cytoplasm.
AUUAAAAAAUUCUUCAAAGAUGGGGUCAAGGAAUAUGAAAUCGAUUAAUCAACUAAAGAACAUUUGGGGAAGGCUUCAUCGGUGUACAGUGUUGACCGACCAGGCUACGAAAGCGAUGACAUAUAGGCUAUUACUUUUUCAUACAACAAAAAUGGCUAAUGAUGAGGUGAUUCUGUUGGAUUUUUGGCCUAGCAUGUUUGGCAUGAGACUAAGGAUUGCACUUGCAGAAAAAGAGGUUAAAUAUGAGUACAAAGAAGAGGAUUUGAGGAACAAAAGUCCUCUGCUUUUGCAAAUGAAUCCUAUCCACAAGAAAAUCCCAGUUUUGAUUCAUAAUGGGAAACCAAUCUGUGAGUCUAUUAUUGGAGUUGAGUACAUUGAUGAAGUGUGGAAGGAUAAAUCCCCUUUGCUCCCUUCUGAUCCUUAUGAAAGAGCACAAGCUAGGUUCUGGGCUGACUACAUUGACAAGAAGCUGUAUGAUACUGCAAGGAAAAUAUAUACAAUGACGGGAGACGAGCAGGAGGCAGGUAAGAAAGAUUUCAUAGAAGCCCUUAAAGUAUUGGAGGGAGCACUUGGAGACAAGCCUUAUUUUGGAGGGGAUAACUUUGGUUUUGGGGAUAUUGCUCUGAUUGGUUUCUACUGCUGGUUUCAUGCUUAUGAGACUUAUGGUAACUUCAGCAUAGAGGCUGAGUGCCCAAAGCUUGAGGCUUGGGCCAAGAGGUGCAUGCAGAGGGACAGUGUGGCUAAGUCUUUGCCUGACCAACAUAAGUUGUAUGUUUCUUCAAGGAAACUAUGGGGAACAAAGGGAGAAGACCAGGAGGCAGCUAAGAAAGAUUUCAUAGAAUGCCUUAAAGUACUGGAGGGAGCACUAGGAGACAAACCUUAUUUUGGAGGGGAUAACUUUGGUUUUGUUGAUAUUGCUCUGAUUGGGUUCUACUGUUGGUUUUAUGCUUAUGAGACUUGUGGUAACUUCAGCACAGAGGCUGAGUGCCCAAAGUUUUUCGCCUGGGCCAAGAGGUGCAUACAGAGAGACACUGUGGCCAAGUCUUUGCCUGACCAACACAAGGUCCUUGAGUUUGUGAAAGCGGUUAGGCAGAGGCUUGGAAUUGAAUAAACAUAUUCUUAUGCAAUUAUGCAUCAUAAUGCAUUGCAAAAAGUCACUUCAUUGUGCCUCCUUGUGCUGUUGUUUCAAGAUUUGAAAUGUUUGUUUAGUCAUAAUGUACGUUCUACUUGUACUAGUAAUAAAGGACUAGCUUGUGUCAUGUUGGUGUUGGAUUUUGUACUCCUUGUAUGUAAUUCUGGGGCUUCUCCUCUUUGUAAUGAGAAGUAAUCACUUUUUCAUGGGCAACAUCUACUAUCACAAUAAUUACGCUUCAGUUCUAAACAAAUUGA